Bicyclus anynana (squinting bush brown) is the source of this 1143-nucleotide messenger RNA. RefSeq names its product homeobox protein pnx-like. The transcript is spliced from 3 exons. Gene Ontology annotation, molecular function: DNA-binding transcription factor activity, RNA polymerase II-specific; DNA binding. NCBI's taxonomy places the organism in Eukaryota, Metazoa, Arthropoda, Insecta, Lepidoptera, Nymphalidae. The record is from RefSeq and is a predicted model, not a curated record. Gene Ontology annotation, biological process: regulation of DNA-templated transcription. The coding region runs from base 111 to 869 and encodes 252 amino acids.
GUCUCCUUAGUCUGUGGUAACGCUGUGUGCGUAUCAAAUCUUGGAUUCCGUUGAAUGAUACUUUGCCACGUUAUAUUUAGUGAUAUUGUUUAAUUUGAUUUAUAUUUGGAAUGUUUCAAAACGUUUUAAUGGCGGUAACACCGUUGAGUGAAACAAAGGAGAUUAAUAGCUGGGAAAACCGACCAUUCGUACACAGUUGGCCAGAGUCAAGUCGUCAAAAGAAGAUUAAUAAAGAUACAGGAACAAGAACUAUAAAGAAGAAGAGUAAGCGUAAUCGUACUGCUUAUACGACAGACCAACUGAAGUCCCUAGAAAAAGCAUUCGAAGUAAGAAAAUACAUAGAUGCAGAUCGUCGCAAGGAGCUCGCAAAGUAUUUGAACAUCGGUGAAAAAUGCGUCAAAGUUUGGUUUCAAAACAGGAGAAUGAAGGAGAAACGAGACAUUCUAGAAUCAAAUCCUGAUAGUUCGAGUGAAUACAUUUAUAAAACAGCAGCAACAAGCCCUUCAGUAGUUCAGAACACAUGCGAAGACCAAUACAUCCCAAAUAAUUACAUUCAUCCGAUUCCAACCAAAACUGACCCACAACUAUACUAUUAUCCAAUUGAACAAGACAUGAAAAAUUUGCAAUCGUCACAUGGGAUUGGUUAUCAGAAUUAUAACCCUGUUGAAUAUAUAAAUUAUAGUGUACCUUCGCACCCUAAUGACUAUUAUCAGAGUCAUACAAAUAUUAACCCUACACAAUACCCCUAUGCAACCAUACCCGAUUAUAUGUACACGAACACAAAUAACACUCAGUUUAUCCAAGAUCAAAUGAAUACAUUCUCUGAGGUCCCUAACUGGUCUAACAAUACGGAAUUAACUUAUUUUUAGAUUUUAAGUUUUAUUUGUCUACAUUGAUAGUCUAUAUCUGGGGGCACGGCAGUGCCCCCGCAAGUCGAACAAAAUUUAUGUUUAUAUUGUUUAAUAAAUUUUAUAAUGGACACUAUUUUUGUAAAUCAUCGAUCCUUUAUUAGUAAAUUAAAUUAAUAGUUAUAUAAUAUAUUAAUUAAGCUCAGUGAACUAUAAGAAAAAUACUAUGAUUUGUGUUAUUUAGUUAUCUUAUAUUAUAAAAAUUUCUAUCUUUAUUUGAAUUUGUUAUUAAUUA